Callorhinus ursinus (northern fur seal) is the source of this 2227-nucleotide messenger RNA. It is a transcript of the gene TUB, whose product is annotated as TUB bipartite transcription factor. NCBI's taxonomy places the organism in Eukaryota, Metazoa, Chordata, Mammalia, Carnivora, Otariidae. Gene Ontology annotation, cellular component: cilium. Gene Ontology annotation, biological process: protein localization to cilium. The record is from RefSeq and is a predicted model, not a curated record.
AGCGCGGGGGAGGGGGCCCCGCGGGUCCGGGUCCCCGCAGCCCGCGCGUCCCCGCCAUUGGCAGAGCCGGAGGGGGGGUUACCCCCCCCCGGGGGGGCGAAUGGUACGGUCCUCCGCCCGCGCCCCGGCCGGGCCUGCAGAGAGCGAGCGCCGAGCCCCGCGCAGCCGCUGCCGCCGCCGCGGAGCCGGAAGCCGAGCUGGGAGGCGGCGAUGGAGGGAGUCAGCAGCCACCGGACCCUGUCCUACAGCCGCUGGAGCUACGACAGUGUCUUAGAUGAUGAGGGCAGCAACCUGAGGCAGCAGAAGCUGGACCGGCAGCGGGCCCUGCUGGAGCAGAAGCAGAAGAAGAAGCGCCAGGAGCCCCUGAUGGUGCAGGCCAACACGGACGGGCGGCCCCGGAGCCGGCGGGCCCGGCAGUCAGAGGAGCAGGCACCCCUGGUGGAGUCCUACCUCAGCAGCAGCGGCAGCACCAGCUACCAAGUUCAAGAGGCCGACUCACUUACCAGUGCGCAGCUGGGAGCCGCCCGCCCAACAGCACCAGCCUCAGCCAAGAGAACCAAGGCAGCAGCUGCAGCAGGGGGCCAGGGCGGGGCCUCUAGGAAGGAGAAGCAGGGGAAGCACAAAGGCACCAGCGGGCCAGCUGCACUGGCCGAAGACAAGUCUGAGGCCCAAGACCCGGUGCGGAUCCUGACUGUGGGCCAGUCAGACCACGCUCAGGACGCGGGGGAGACGGCAGCCGGCGGGGGCACACAGCCCAGCGGGCAGGACCUCCGUGCCACGAUGCAGAGGAAGGGUGUCCCCAGCAGCAUGAGCUUGGAAGAGGAAGAGGAAGAGGAGGAUGAAAACAGCUCGAGCUCCUCCCAGCUGAACAGCACCACCCGCCCCAGCUCCGCUACUAGCGGGAAGUCCGUCAGGGAGGCAGCCUCAGCCCCCAGCCCAACAGCCCCAGAACCCUCGGCGGAUGUGGACGUCCAGGAUCUUGAGGAGUUUGCACUGAGGCCAGCCCCUCAAGGUAUCACCAUCAAGUGCCGCAUCACGCGGGACAAGAAGGGGAUGGACCGGGGCAUGUACCCCACCUACUUCUUGCACCUGGACCGUGAGGAUGGGAAGAAGGUGUUCCUCUUGGCGGGAAGGAAGAGAAAGAAGAGUAAAACUUCCAAUUACCUCAUCUCUGUGGACCCAACAGACUUGUCUCGAGGAGGGGACAGCUACAUCGGGAAGCUGCGGUCCAACCUCAUGGGCACUAAGUUCACCGUUUAUGACAAUGGAGUCAACCCUCAGAAGGCAUCAUCCUCUACUUUGGAAAGUGGAGCCUUGCGUCAGGAGUUGGCAGCUGUGUGCUACGAGACAAACGUCUUAGGUUUCAAGGGGCCGCGGAAGAUGAGUGUGAUUGUCCCAGGCAUGAACAUGGUUCACGAGAGAGUCUCCAUCCGGCCGCGAAACGAGCAUGAGACGCUGCUAGCACGCUGGCAGAAUAAGAACACGGAGAGUAUCAUCGAGCUGCAAAACAAGACCCCGGUCUGGAAUGACGACACGCAGUCCUACGUACUCAACUUCCACGGGCGCGUCACACAGGCCUCCGUGAAGAACUUCCAGAUCAUCCAUGGCAAUGACCCGGACUACAUUGUGAUGCAGUUUGGCCGCGUGGCAGAGGACGUGUUCACCAUGGAUUACAACUACCCACUGUGCGCGCUGCAGGCCUUCGCCAUCGCCCUGUCCAGCUUCGACAGCAAGCUGGCCUGCGAGUAGAGGGCCCCCUUGUGCCCUUUGGGGUUGCCCAGCCUGGAGUGGAGCUGCCUGCCUGCAGAGACAGCCCUGCUUACCCUCUCUCUGUACAUAGGCCUCCUGCCAGGUGAACCUUCAGCUCUCAGUGGCUCCUUGGCCCAGCUGGCUCAGACCGGACUCCUGCCUCCACUGCUGAGACAGAGGACCAGGUGGGGGAGGUGUGUGUGUGAAGGGACCUGGUGAAUUCUUCCUGGGCCCCAAGAUCCAUACACACACCCCCGCUCUUGAGUUAGUAUCCUGCUGCAGUCGUGUUUGCCAGGCUGGGCAGCCUCUUCAGCUGGGAAGGUAGGAAGAAACGGGGGGAGGAAGCACAAUGCAGGGCUGCUGCGGCCAAGCCAUCCACUCAGUCUAGGAAUCAGGUGACAGCGGGUCCCUGACAGUGAAGGGCACAGUGUGGGUGUGUGUUGGGUACAUCAAUUUUAUAUAGAAGGGCUAGGAUCGG